This is a messenger RNA of Trichoderma aggressivum f. europaeum, 5886 nucleotides long. RefSeq lists its product as uncharacterized. The record is from RefSeq and is a predicted model, not a curated record. The transcript has 3 exons. Gene Ontology annotation, cellular component: nucleus; cytosol. Gene Ontology annotation, biological process: proteasomal ubiquitin-independent protein catabolic process. Lineage: Eukaryota; Fungi; Ascomycota; Sordariomycetes; Hypocreales; Hypocreaceae. The coding region runs from base 1 to 5886 and encodes 1961 amino acids. Gene Ontology annotation, molecular function: peptidase activator activity; proteasome binding.
AUGGACGAAAACAUCGGCCCCAGCCAUGAAGGACCCGCGGCCGCCCUGUCUGCGAGUGCGGCAUCGCACUUGAUGACCAGCUUCGCCGCCUACGAGCCCAUCUCGCGUGCCACCUCGCCUGGGCUGCCCUUUUCCAAGUCCGACGACGACGACAAGCGGCGAUACCGACAGCGAACCUUUGCAUACUUCCUCCAGCUGCCCUUUGAGGUCGAGGAGGAGGCCCAGCGCGAUGCUGCCCUCCAGGGCAUCCUCAAGCAGCUGUACAUAUCCAUCCAGGCCGAGGACUUCUCUCCCGGUGCGCUGCACUGGACUAGGGAGCUCCAGGGAUGGCUGAACCUCAAGUUUGAGAUGCCCAGAGACCUGAGGGCCAAGCUGGCCAAGCUCUACUACUCGCUGGCUCUGGCUCCCGGCAUAGACAGCAACGUCGCCGACAGAUUUGUCCGAAUGGCUGUCAAUCUGACGAGGAAGAAUCACUAUCUGAAGCCCGGCGAAGAUCUGACCCUCGACUGGAGACUUCUCUGGGAUGAGGUCAAAGCAUACGUGCUCCCCUCGGAGGUGGCAGCUCACCAGGCCAGCCGAAGACGAGCCGCCAAGCAGCUCCUGAGGCUGUCUCUCAAUGCACACACGUAUUUCGACCCCAGAGAGAGGUUAGCGAUGAUGCAGGAGUUUUUGCCCUUCUUCAGCCUCAACGACUUCCAGAACGCCUUCGUCGUAAUAGGAGCUCUCAACAGCCUCCUGCCCAGCCACCCCGCCCCGGAGUCGGACGUGGGAUCGCACCCGGCCGACUUCUUCCCGACUCUCUUCCACCUGUGGUCUUUGGUCAACAGAUCCAAGGUUGUCGAUGUGGCCUUUAUAGACUUGUUCUCGCGGAUAGCGAGAGAUCAUAGCAACUGCUCCUACAUUUCCUUUGGGGAGCAUGGCAUCUUCACAAAGGCUCAGUCCGACCUCGUCUUUACGGCAAUUCUGCGGCUCACCCAGAUCCCGGUUGGUCAGGCCAAUUCGCCCUAUACGCCCCUCGACUAUCUGGCUGGAACCGGCGUGUAUUUCGAAAAGGACAAGAAAAAGUAUCCCAUCGCCUACAUGAUUGCCCGACUCAUUGUGAGCUCUCUGUCUCCCAUCUGCUGCGAGCAUGACGAGUCCAUCAUGUCGAGCCUGGAAGGCCUGAUAGAGUCUAUCGAUACAUUUUUCCACCCCUCCAACCAGGGUGCCUGGUCGGGCAUGCUUGCCCAGCUGGUUCUGUACCUGACGGACGCCUUUGUGUCCCGGUGGAACCGCGAACAGAGCUCGGAGCUAGAAGUUCCCAAGGAUCGUAAGAUCAACGACGCCUUGAAGAAGCGCUUCGUCAGUACUCUCAAGGAAGUCACUUUUAUGGGAAUCUUCUCCAAGAGCACUCGUGUUGCGCAGAUAUAUAAUAAUGCGCUACAGGGUCUGGCCUACCUCGAGCCUGACCUGGUUCUUCCUGGCGCACUGCAGCGCUUCUACCCGAGUCUUCAGGGCUUGGUCGAGGUUCACAGAACCACCUCCAGUCUGAACGGCCUACAAAUGAUUGCCAACGUCAUGUCCAAGCUCAAGGGCUAUCGCUGCCACAUUACUGCUCUCUUGGCCCUGGCGCUCCCUGGCAUCGACGCAAAUGAUUUGAACAAGACACAGUAUACCCUGCAUUUUAUCCAAGCCGUUGCUUACAGCAUUCCCAUCGUCCCGCUGACGAGCGGAGAGAGCCACAUCCACGACACGACUUUGGCCAUGGAAUGGGUGCAGGGCGAGAUGGCGCGCAUGGAGCUCGAGGGACAGAAUGUCAAGAUUGACUAUAAUUCCGAACUCACAGACGAGGAUGAGGCCAUGAUAUUGAGAUCCUCGACUGCCGGGUUUGGCGAAUUCAUCAUCACGCUCUUGGGCAAAGUCUUUACUUUGCUGGAGAACCUCCCUGACGCUAACCAGGUGAGGGGAGGGACACCAGAGGACAGUGUUGUUAAUGCUCUACCCGCCGCUCUUUCUCCUCUGUUCGCGUCAAUGUCAGCGGAUCUCUUCGACAUUACUCUGGAAAAGAUUGCGACCUUUGUUUCGUCGCACGUUGUCCACCAGGCGCGUGAUGCCAUGGCUUGGAUCCUCAACGCCCUCUGCAAGGUCAACCCAGAGAAGACCCUCAAGGUGUUUAUCCCCAUGCUCGUGGUCAACAUUCGCAAUGAGAUCGAUCUCAACCACGCAGCUUCCGACCGUACUACUGGUACGGACUAUCUGCCCAGAGAUCGAGCCCUGGUGUGGUAUGUCACCAUGCUGGCCAUGGCCGUUGUGCACGUUGGCCGUGAGGUCCUCAAUUACAAGGACGAGCUGCUCGGAAUCGCGCAGUACAUGCAAGAAAAGUGCCGAGGCCUGCCUACUAUCCUUGUCUCAAACUACAUCCAUCAUCUGUUGCUCAACCUGACGCACACAUACCCCAUCGACCAUGCCCUGUACGAACCCGAUGUUCUCGAGAGAGGCCUUGAUGUCGCCGACUGGGGCAAGACUACCACGCCCGCCGACCUUACCAUUAAAUGGCACCAGCCGUCGCCACCGGAGAUUGAUUUUGCCGUGGAGCUUUUUGCUUCGCAAAUCAAGUCGGCGUCCGAUCAGCUGGAGCUUUUGCUAAGCGAUGAUCCGCCCGUGAGUCGAAAGGGCAAGAACAAAGAGUGGUCCGACGAGGUAUCCCGGUUGAUGCAGCAGAUUCGCCUGGUUAUUAGCGGCAUGGCUACCAUGUUUGAUCCGAAGCGGGCUUCGGGAGAGACUGCCGCCAAGGCUGGUGGCGGCGACGUCGACAUGGAUAUUGAUCAAGAAGAAGCGUCUGGGGAUGUCGGCGACGACGACCCCCUUGCAGAGGUCGCCGAAGACGAAGAGCUGCGGCCUCAGUACAGGUACAAGGCUGGAUACCUCCUGAGUCCAAGUGACCCCGUCUAUGAGCGCAUCCAUGAUUUGCGCGAGCAGCUUGGUGAGCUGCUGACCAAGACACACGCGUUCCUCACUCAAAAUGAGGAGGAUGAUGUCGACUGUUUCACUACAUUGUACAUUGCUUACCGCACAUGGAUCACGGACGUUGGUAUCGAACGGUCGGCGCACCCAUUGGAGAGACAUUUGCGACUGUACAAGUGCGAUAUUGCCGCCUUCAAGAUCAAGGGCCUGAGAAAGGUUUAUCCCCGCCCUCUGCUCAUCAAGCGCGCUGAGGCGUAUCAAAUGCUGCGCAUGAAGCACAAUGCAUCAGCUCGGCAAAAGAGCGAAUUGGACAAGCGGCUGUUGUUGGAUCUUGCACAGUCUUGUCUCUCCUCGUACGCAGACGUCCGUCGUAUUGCCCAGGGCGCGCAAGACUCGUCGCUCAAGGUGCUCAUUGGCGGCAAGCCCUUGGUUAUCCCCGUCCUCCUGGAGGGUUUCAAAAAGAGCAUCGAGACAAACGACCACGAUCGAGUCAAGGGAGCCAUGUAUUCCCUGUUCUUCACAUCGCUGCUGAGGACGCUUAUCAGAGACUGGAGAUUUGCCCCGGAGGCCUUGCGUCUCUACAUCGAGACUGCUGGCAUCGACAAGCCCUCAAUACAAUCUCUCGGAACAUCCGUCAUCUAUUCGCUGAUAGAAUUCGGGAAGCCCUUUGAGAAGACGGUUUUGAUCGACACCUCCUUGGUAGACACCAUCAAGCCCGACGAGGACGUUUCAUCGCCGAUCCGCACUCGCAACCAGUUCAUUCUGCAGAGGCGAGACAAGGUGGAAGCCUCCAAGGCGGAACUCGGACUCUGGCUGAUCAAAUUGGCCAAGGGAGCGCACUGGAAGAUAGCGUCCCGGUGUGCCAUUUUUGCAACCAACCUUUGCCUCCGCUUCGACACAAUCGCCCCUAUGGAAUUCGUGGACUUGGUUGCGUACGGUACGAACGAUCCGCAUCCAGGCCUGAGAAACUAUUAUCUCUCUGCCUUUACUACACUCUUCUCGACCAUUGAUAUGCGAGCGGUUUAUGAUCAUGAUUUCAACAAUUAUUUGCUUGAAAAGGAAGUGGAUUAUAGGAACAAAGUCCAGGUGCCCGUAGAGAAGGGCGACGCUGAGUUUACCCAAAAGUUCCUGGAUGCGUUCGAGUCACCUCUCGAAGAGGCCGAAUACAUGGUGGAUGCUGACCACCCCGGAUGGUUGGUCUGGGGUAAAACCUUUACCGCGUUCCGAGCUCGCCCCAAGUACUUUGACAACUAUGAUGAUACCGAGCGAGCGGUGCGUGACCACAUUGGCAAGAUUCUGACCAAGGAGUGGGUAUCACAGUGCUUUGAGUAUCUCAAACAGGAGCCUAGGGACUCCAGUACGGACAGAUUCCGCAUGCAUGAGGUUUACCUUCUCAUGCACGUCUUUGACUUGAUGCACUAUGGCCGGACGGUCGUCACUCUGGAAGACGUCAAGGAGCUCACCAUUGAGGUCUACGGGGAUGGUAAUGAUAAGCACCAGCACCGUGCUACGUCGGAGAUUCUUGGUGCGUUGCUUGCCGGAUCCAGCGAUGAUCCGCCGGAGAUUCGAAACAAGGUCUGGGAGUUUGCCGCGCCCUUUAUCUUGAAGAUCUUUGAGAAUGACCUGACCCCGGAGAAUUUGCAAUACUGGCUGACUUGCCUCCAUCUCAUCCUUGACUCCAAGGACCCGCGCCGGGCUCACGAGAUUGUGGAUCACCUCAAGUCGUUCCGUCUCGACAUGAACUCCAACGCCGCCUUCAAGGAAUCUUCCAAGAUCCAGCUGCUUGAGUUUUCGAUAGCUGAUGCCGGAUGGCAUUUCCGCAAUGAAAAGCCGCUUUUGGAGGAUUUCUUGGCUCAUAUCGACCAUCCUUACAAGGCUGUGCGUGAGGCCAUUGCUCGUGUUAUAUCUAUCAUCUAUAAGACGAGGUACUACGAAGCGUUUGAGAAUGUGCCAGCACUACUAGAAGCCAACAAGAAGGCGUCAUCGACUGGUCUGCGGCCAUACAAAGCCUCGGAAGACUUUACGGCUACAAUUAUGAACACGUUUGACCGGCUCGAGAAGUGGCGCCUUGAGCGAACCCCAGGACAGCAGGAGCAGUCUCAAUACACGUCCGGAUCCAAGACUGUGCUGGUGUGGCUGGAUUGUACAUUGUCGUCUCACGAGUGCAGUCAGCUGGUGCCAUUCUUUGCAACCCCGUUCAUGGAUCAGCUGCUCCACAUGAUGGACGUAAAGGAGGAUCCCGAACUCAUGAAGUUGGCGUAUCAUGUAUACCGCCACCUCCCCAAUAUCCCUUUCCGCGACGGAGAAGAUGCUCAAUUCAUCGAUGGACUUGUCAGAAUUGGCAGAACCGCGGCCAGCUGGCAUCAACGGCUACGCGCGCUUGUCAAUAUGCAGGUCAUUUACUUCCGCCGCAUCUUCCUGACGGAAGAGCCCCAGCGCGACCUGUUAUUUACCACUGUGUCUGACAUGCUCGGCGACCCUCAGCUAGAAGUUCGAGCGUGUGCAGCGACGACGCUUGCCGGAAUGAUUCGCUGCUCUCCAAGCCGCAUCCGCGAUCCCAUGAUUGUUCGCCUCAAGCGUCGCUUCGAGACCGAGCUGGACCAAAACCCCAUGCCUAAGCGUGGACCCAAGCUCCCUGGAACGGAGACCCCCGUGGACGUGCACAAGCAAAUCAAUAGGAGACAUGCUGCCGUCUUGGGUCUUGGAGCGCUUAUUGAGGCUUUCCCAUAUGCGACACCGCCUCCUAUGUGGAUGCCAGAGGUGCUGGCGACCGUGGCUCGACGAGCUGCGGGUGAUCCAGGAGUUGUAGGCAAGGCCGCCAAAGGAAUUCUUAGUGAAUUCAAGAAGACGAGACAGGAUAGCUGGACCGUUGAUCAAAAGUACUUCACUCAGGAGCAACUCGAGGACUUGGAAGGAGUCUUGUGGAAGAGCUACUUUGCUUGA